AUGUUAUCUGAAUUGGGUAGGAGGCCGAUGCUCAGAAACAAUGAAAAUUCUUUUGGAGAUGAGUUGGAGAAGGACAUGGGAUUGCUGCUUCGUGAACAGCGGAGCCAGGAGGUUGAUGAUCUAGAGAAUGAGCUGAAUUUGUACAGGAGCGGGUCAGCUCCACCUACUGUUGAGGGUUCCCUGAAUGCUGUGGGUGGGUUGUUCAACGACGGUGGCGGCGGCAACAGCGGUGGCUCAGCUUUUGCUGAGUUCAUUACGAACAAGAAUGGGAACGGGUUUAUUUCUGAGGAAGAUCUUAGGUCUGAUCCUGCAUAUUCCUCCUACUAUUAUUCAAACGUCAAUCUAAACCCAAGGCUACCGCCACCUUUAAUGUCAAGGGAGGAUUGGCGGUUUUCACAGAGGCUGCAAGGAGGGAAUUCUGCAAUCGGGGAUAGGAAGAAGGUGAAUCAGAGUAAUAGUGUUGAUGGGGAGACAUCACUUUUUUCAAUGCCACCAGGGUUCAAUUCGAAGAAGCAAGAGACUGAUAAUCAGGCUAAUAAAGUGCAGGGUUCUGUGGAAUGGGGUAGUGAUGGACUCAUUGGUUUGCCUGGACUUGGACUAGGCAGUAAGCAGAAGAGUCUAGCUGAAAUAUUUCAGGAUGACUUGAACCGUGCUAAUCCUAUAUCUACACAUCCUUCACGCCCAGGAAGUCGAAAUGCUUUUAAUGAGAAUGCUAAUCCUAUGAGUUUGGCUGAGGCAGAGCUGGCUCAUUCUCUCCAUGAUUUGACUUCUCCAGACCUUGUACGCUCUACUUCAAAUAUCCAGGGCUCAUCUGCUACUCAACAUGUUGGACCGCCUGCAUCAUAUUCUUAUGCUGCUGCACUGGGUGCUUCCUUGUCAAGAAGCUCGACUCCUGAUCCUCAACAUAUUGCACGGGUUCCUAGUCCUUGCCCUACUCCCAUUGGAGGAGGCAGGGUGGGUGCUUCAGGAAAGAGAAAUGUUAACAGUCCCAACUCCUUCAACGUCAUUUCAUCUCACACAAAUGAGUCUACAGAUCUUGCAACUUCUUUGUCAGCCUUGAAUAUUUCAAAUGGUGUUAUGGAUAAGGAGAAUCAUUUAUCAUCUCAGAUUGAACAGGACGUCGAUGACCACAAGAAUUAUCUCUUCAAUUUUCCAGGUGGUCAGAAUAACACAAAUCAUCAAAAAUACAUUAAGAAAUCUGAAGCUGGACAGUUCAAUAUGCCUUAUGUUGCCCAGUCGUUAAAAAUGAUGGUUUCUGAAUCUGGUAUAAGCAAUGGUGGUGGUGCAGAUCUCAGCAACUCUUUGCUUCCUUCCGAGCUUCACAAAACUGUUCCUUCUAAUAGCUCAUACCCGGAACGAUCUUCAAUCUCCGCCAUUAAUGGUGGGGGUGGCGUACUUUCUCAAUAUCAGUAUUCACAUAGUCCACAUAGUCCAAAUCAGCAUUUAUAUAGUCCAAAUCUAUCAUUCUCUCGUUAUGGUUUAAGUGGCUACCCCACAAGUCCAAUAACAAGCCAACUUGGAAAUUCGAAUUUGCCUCCUUUGUUUGAGAACGCUGCUGCUGCAUCUGCUAUGGCUGUACCAGGGAUGGACUCUAUGAUGUUGGGGGGAUCAAAUCUAGGUGCUGUUGCCUUCGACCAAAACCUCAGUCGGAUGGGAAAUCAGAUGUCAACGAAUGUGCUGCAGGCACCUCUUGUUGACCCUUUGUAUCUUCAGUACUUGAAAACAGCUGAGUAUGCUGCAUCACAGGUUGCAGCUCUUAACGAUCCUUCUGUUGAUGUGAACUACUUGGGUAAUUCGUACACGGGCUUCCUUCAGAAAGCUUAUCUUGGUUCUCUAUUAUCUCCGCAGAAAUCACAGUAUGGUGUGAACUUGGGUGGCAAGAAUAGUUAUUCUAUUCCUCAUGGCUACUAUAGCAAUCCUGCGUAUGGCGUUGGGUUGUCAUAUCCUGGAAGUCCCCUACCAAAUCCUGUACUUCCAAAUUCUCCUAUGGGACCUGGCAGCCCCAUGGGGCAUGGUGAAUUCAACAUGAGAUACCCUGGUGGGAUGAGAAACAUAGCUGGGGGAGUCAUGGGACCUUACAUGGAGAACACCUUUGCUUCAUCUCUGCUGGAGGAGUUUAAGUGUAAUAAAACCAAAUGUUUUGAACUUUCUGAUAUUGGUGGUCAUGUUGUCGAAUUCAGUGCGGAUCAAUAUGGAAGCCGAUUCAUUCAACAAAAACUUGAGACUGCCACAAUAGAGGAGAAGAGCAUGGUUUUUGGGGAAAUUUUUCCUCAAGCUCUUACUUUGAUGACGGAUGUGUUUGGAAAUUAUGUAAUUCAGAAGUUUUUUGAACAUGGAAUGGCAUCUCAGAGAAGAGAGUUGGCUAGCGAACUUUUCGGACAUGUACUUACACUGACCCUCCAAAUGUAUGGUUGUCGGGUGAUUCAAAAGGCAAUAGAAGUUGUUGAUUUAGAUCAGAAGAUCAAAAUGGUUGAAGAACUUGAUGGUCGUAUCACGCGUUGCGUUCGUGAUCAAAAUGGGAACCAUGUGAUACAAAAAUGCAUUGAAUGUAUACCGGAGGAGCAUAUUCAGUUCAUUAUCUCAACAUUUUUUGACCAAGUUGUGACUCUUUCCUCUCAUCCAUAUGGGUGCCGUGUGAUACAGAGAGUACUUGAACACUGUAAGGACCCAAAGACCGAGAUCAAAGUGAUGGAAGAGAUUCUGGGGUCUGUAAGCAUGUUGGCACAGGAUCAGUAUGGCAAUUAUGUCAUUCAGCAUGUACUGGAGCAUGGAAAACCUCAUGAGCGUACUGCAAUAAUUAAAGAAUUGGCUGGAAAGAUAGUUCAAAUGAGCCAGCAGAAGUUUGCCUCUAAUGUUGUAGAGAAGUGUUUAACUUUUGGUGAUCCAAGUGAACAUCAAUUCUUGGUAAACGAGAUGCUUGGAACAACUGAUGAGAAUGAGCCUCUUCAGGCUAUGAUGAAAGAUCAAUUUGCUAAUUACGUUGUACAGAAAGUUCUUGAAACUUGUAACGAUCAGCAGCGUGAACUGAUCCUGUCAAGAAUAAAAGUUCAUUUGAAUGCACUGAAGAAGUACACAUAUGGGAAACAUAUUGUAGCUCGAGUAGAGAAACUUGUUGCUGCUGGUGAGAGGAGAAUCGCUGCUCAGUCCCCAAAUCCCGCUUAG
Molecule: messenger RNA, 3162 nt
Organism: Fraxinus pennsylvanica
Lineage: Eukaryota; Viridiplantae; Streptophyta; Magnoliopsida; Lamiales; Oleaceae
Source: the annotation of a GenBank genome assembly